CUUGCCACUCUACUCCUGUCCAUUACACCAGAAUCUUCAAUCCCCAUAUCUAAAUUUCUCCUUUAAUAAUUGGCCACAUUUCUGUCUUCUUCUUUUCUUCUGGUAGCUGACAGUUACAUUUGUCAUUCUUUUUUCCUCCAAACCCUAAAUGUCCUCUAGUUUUUCCUAACUGUAACUACUUGUAAAUUAAUUAAUGGCAGCUUCUGUUUCCUGCCACUAUUUUUCUUCCCCAUUAACAACUUCCACCAAACCCAUCAAACAUUCCCUCAAUUACACCCAUUUUGCACCUUCUCUAACUAAAGGGCCGAUCCGCCAUUUUGCUCCACUAUGUUCUUCACAACGUUCACGUCCUUCUGAAAUCCAAGAAAAAGAGAAAGAUUGGUUCUUGUCAUUGAAGAAGUGUGCAGUUUCGGUUGCAUUAUCAGUUAGUUUGUUAAGUGGAGUACCUGGCUUGGAAUGGUUGAGUCCUGCCCAUGCGAGCACCCCUGCAUUACCAGAUGUCUCUGUGUUGAUCUCAGGGCCACCAAUUAAGGAUCCGGGGGCGUUAUUGAGGUACGCAUUGCCUAUAGACAACAAGGCAAUAAGAGAAGUUCAAAAACCACUUGAAGAUAUUACUGAUAGUCUUAAGGUUGCUGGUGUGAAGGCGCUUGAUUCUGUCGAAAGAAAUACAAGACAGGCAUCCCGAGCUCUCAAGCAAGGGAAAACCUUGAUUGUUUCAGGACUUGCAAAGUCAAAGGCUGACCACGGCGUUGAAUUACUAAACAAACUGGAAGCUGGGUUAGAUGAGCUUCAAAAAAUUGUUGAAGACAAGAAUCGAGAUGCUGUUGUAUCUAAACAGAAAGAAUUGCUUAAUUAUGUUGGAGGUGUUGAAGAGGAUAUGGUGGAUGGAUUCCCAUAUGAAGUGCCUGAAGAAUAUCAAAAUUUGCCUUUACUAAAGGGAAGAGCAACUGUUGAUAUGAAGGUCAAAGUUAAAGACAAUCCCAACGUGGAGGAAUGCGUAUUUCGUAUCGUCCUAGAUGGCUAUAAUUCUCCAGUUACUGCAGGAAAUUUUAUAGACUUGGUGGAGAGACAUUUCUAUGAUGGCAUGGAAAUUCAAAGAGCGGAUGGGUUUGUGGUUCAAACAGGAGAUCCUGAAGGUCCAGCUGAAGGUUUUAUUGACCCCAGUACUGAGAAAACCCGGACAAUACCUCUGGAGAUUAUGGUGGAUGGUGAAAAAGCACCAUUCUAUGGAGAAACUUUAGAAGUAAGUCCAUGAAGUUGUCAUUUUGCCUCUGAAUUUGACCUCUUAAUGUCCUAGCCGUGAUAAAUUUAUUUUAACUUCCAACUUCUCAGCAGAAGUUAUAUAAAGUAUCAUAGCAAACAUUGUUGGCCAAGCCAUCAUCAUGUCUACUAUACCCAGUUUCUUGUUUUGGUCUUCGAAAUUACCAUAGACCUGUUACUGUGGAGAGAAAGUCCACUCACCCCAAUGCGUUAGCCAUUGGCAUGCCUGCUCUUGCACAGAGUGGCCGUCAUCCAUGGACUAGGACUAGGUAAAAAGAAACC
This is a messenger RNA of Nicotiana tabacum (common tobacco), 1542 nucleotides long. NCBI's taxonomy places the organism in Eukaryota, Viridiplantae, Streptophyta, Magnoliopsida, Solanales, Solanaceae. The record is from RefSeq and is a predicted model, not a curated record.